Molecule: messenger RNA, 4189 nt
Organism: Manis javanica (Malayan pangolin)
Lineage: Eukaryota; Metazoa; Chordata; Mammalia; Pholidota; Manidae
Source: RefSeq, a predicted model, not a curated record
GUGAGUAUGAGUUCCCGUGAGGCUAGGUCACGUGCUGAGCCCAACCUGCUUGGAGCUCGGCUUCCGGAAAUCUGCGUGUGUGGGAGGGUGCGGUCCCCGCGCGCGCCGGCUGAGCCUCACUGCGGGAAUGAACGGGACAACCCCCGACCAGGAGCGGACACCGGCGUCGGAGCCCGUGUGGGAGCGGCCCUGGUCGGUGGAGGAGAUCCGCAGAAGCAGCCAGAGCUGGUCGCUGGCGGCGGACGCGGGCCUACUACAGUUUCUGCAGGAAUUCUCACAGCAGACUAUCUCUAGGACCCAUGAAAUCAAGAAACAAGUGGAUGGACUAAUUCGGGAAACUAAAGCCACAGAUUGUCGCCUACAUAAUGUCUUCAAUGACUUCCUUAUGCUGUCUAAUACCCAGUUCAUUGAAAACCGUGUAUAUGAUGAAGAAGUGGAGGAGCCGGUACUCAAGCCUGAGGUGGAGAAAGCAGAACAGGAGAAGACCCGGGAACAGAAAGAAGUGGAUUUGAUUCCUAAAGUUCAGGAGGCUGUGAACUAUGGUUUACAAGUAUUGGACAGUACAUUUGAGCAACUGGAUAUAAAAGCAGGAAACUCAGACUCUGAAGAAGAUGAUGCUAAUGAACGGGUGGAACUGAUCCUUGAACCAAAGGAUCUAUACAUUGAUCGUCCUUUACCUUAUUUAAUUGGGUCAAAGCUAUUCAUGGAGCAGGAAGACGUGGGUCUUGGAGAGUUGUCUAGUGAAGAAGGUUCAGUAGGCAGCGAUCGUGGCAGUAUUGUGGACAGUGACAAAGAGAAUGAAGAAGAGGAGUCAGAUGAAGAUUUUGCCAACCGUAGUGACAAUGAUCGAAACCGGCACACUGCACAGAUGAGUGAUGAAGAGGAGGAGGACGAUAGUUGUGACAUUUUUGCUGACUCUGAGAAGGAGGAGGAAGAUACUGAGGACAUUGAAGAAAAUACUAGACCUACAAAAAGUAGACCUACAUCGUUUGCUGAUGAGCUGGCUGCUAGGAUCAACGGGGGUGCCUGGAGCCAGAAAGAAGAGGAGCAGAUAAAUGAAGACGAUAACUUCUUUGUGCCCCAGCUGACUGAUGAAGACUUCUCACCAUUUGGCUCCAGAGGCGGCCUGUUCAGUGGAGGGAAGGGACUUUUUGAUGGGGAGGAGGAGAUCUUUUCUUUAGAAAUCCUCAAGUGCAGCUACCAUGUCCUGUGCUGUUUUGAAAUCUGUGUCGUGUACCUUCUUAUGAGCAGAGCGACCUCUUCACGGAAGCGCCUCAGGAUCAGGAAGCUCGAGCCUCCAUUAGUGCAGGCCAUGAGUCGUCAGAUUUUAUUUGGGCUAUUGGGUUGUUUUAAUGGUUUUAUGGAUGAACCAAAACAAAGUUCUUGGUGGGUGAUACUGGUUUUUUUUUCUGUAAAGUCAGGAGGCCCACCCACACUGGCUCACAUUUGUGACUGUCCUUUCUCUCCACCCACAGGGGACACCGAUGUGUUUGGUGCCACCUCUGCUCCGUCACUGAAGGAACCCCAGAAGCACGAGCAGCCUACCGCAGGGCAAAGCCCGUACCUCGCAGCUCCCACUGGCCUCUUCGAUGACACUGAUGAUGACGACACCUUUUUUGCGGCAUCAUCUAGCAAGUCUUCCAUGACAGACAAAGUCACAUCCAUUGCCAAUAUCUUUGAUGAUGAGGAAGGAUAUCUGUUCAAAGAAAAAGCAGCGGCUUUGCCAGAAGCCACUGUGAAUCGUGAACACCAAGCAAGAGCAAAAAAAAGGAUUGCCAUAUCUUCCAGCAAAAAUCUCACGCUCUCAUCAGAAACAAAGAUUCAGAAAGGCUUAUUUUCAGAUGAGGAGGACUCUGAUGAUAAUCUUUUUGGGACUACAGCUGGUAAGAAACAGACAUCAUCUCUACUAACUCAGAGUCAAGAGAAAUCAAAAUCCUCUGAGCCCUCUAGAAAAAAAGCAUCUGCCUUAUUUUUCAGCAGUGAUGAUGAGGAGGACCAGUGGAAUAUUACUGAUUCACCUUAUAAUAGGUCUAAAGGAGAACUUCGGGACUCUGGGACCACCCAGGUCCAGGAGGCCAAGGCUGUGAAAAAGACCAGCCUGUUUGAGGACCAUGAUGAAGAUGACCUGUUUGUUAUUGCUAAGAACAGCCAAAAGAGGACUCAGAGAGUAUCACUGCUCUUCAAAGAGGAUCCCGAUAGUGGAAGUUCUCUGUUUGGCUCUCCUCCUGCAUCUGUUCCUCCUGCAACAAAGGUAUUCUUAACCUCUUAGGCCCAGGAAACAUCCUUGAGGUGGUCCAAGCAUUCUGAUUUACUUUCUUCAUCUUCCCCAUUGGACAAAGCAACCAAAAAUAGAACCAAAACUGUUCUUAGCUUAUAUGAUGAGGAAGAGGAUAAAACAGAGGAUCAGAGCAGCAUCCAAGUGCCAAAGACAGUAGGAAAGGGCUCCGAUCCUGAUGCCUGGCCCAAAAGCACAGGUGUCUUUCAGGAUGAAGAACUCCUUUUCAGUCACAAGCUCCAGGACAGUGACCCCAAUGCUGACCUUUUCUCCAGCACCAAAAAAACCAGGUUCUUAGAGCCAAGUGUUGGAAGCCUUUUUGGGGAUGAUGAAGAUGACGAUCUGUUCAGCUCUGCCAAGUUGAAGCCUUUGAUACCUGAAAAGAAGAAGGUAGUGAAAAAAGACCACUCUAUUUCCUCUUUUAAGAAUGAGAAACAUCUUGAGUCCACUCAAGGUAUCAAAGAAAAAAGCGAAUGGAAACUGGAAACACCUCAGGACUCACCAGAUCCCGUUCCAUUUAAAACCAAAGAGCCAUCCCCUCAGAUCUGGAAAAUACAAGCAGAUUUAACGAUUCAUCCAGCAGCAUUGCUGCCUGCAGUGACUCCCCAGAUCUCUGGAACAAGGCCUGUUUUGCCAGAAUUGGCUUUCCCUUCAUCUGAACCUGGGAGGACCCACAGUUUGGGAAGUAUGCCCACUCUUUCUGGAAGUGGGGAGGCCGGUGUGAGUUUUGAUCUUCCAGCUCAGGCAGACACUCUACACAGUGCAAACAAGAGCCGAGUCAAAGUCAGAGGGAAGCGCAGACCACAGACCCGCACGGCUCGGCGGUUGGCUGCCCAGGAGUCCAGUGAGGCUGAGGACGUGAGUGUCCCCAGAAGAUCUGUUGCACAAUUGGCAGAUGGCACCAUUUCACCAGAAGGCUGUCAGCCACAGCCCAGAACAGCUGGUGGAAAAGACUCUGAGGAAGCUGUGGCAACUGCUACUCCACCUUGGGCAGGUGUUCCCGUGCUUGGAAUGGAUGGAAACUCCUUUGCAAAAUCAUUGGGUCAGCCUUGUAAGGAUGAUAUUUUUGAUUCUGAAGACAUUUUUUCCAAGGGCCCUGGUUCUCAGUCCACUGGGAGAAAAACAGUCUUGGUGAAGGCAGCAGAGAGCCUAUCUACACUUCCAGGAGGAAGUAAAGAAAAGAGCUCCGUGUUUCCUGCUCUAGGUGAGGCAGGCAGUGAUGAUGAUCUCUUUCAGUCUGUUACACCAAAACCAGCAAAGAAAACAAAUCCCUUCCCUCUCCUGGAAGAUGAGGAUGAUCUCUUUAUAGACCAGAAGGGUAAGAAAAAUGAGUCAAAAUCCAACCAUCAGCAGGAUGUCAUCUCAAAAUCACAAGAUAUUUUUGAGGAUGAUAUAUUUGCUACAGAAGCAAUUAAACCCUCACAAAAGACAAGAGAGAAGGAAAGAACAUUUGAAUCUAACUUGUUUGAUGAUAAUAUUGACAUCUUUGCUGACUUAACUAUAAAACCAAAAGAAAAGUCCAAAAAGAAAGUGGAAGCCAAGUCUAUAUUUGCUGAUGAUAUGGAUGACAUAUUCUCCUCUGGUGUCCAGGCUAAGACAACCAAACCGAAAAGUCGAUCCUCACAGGCAGUGCCUGAACUAAAAUCUGAACAGAAGGUGUCAAACAUAUUUGAUGAUCCCUUGAACGCUUUUGGAGGCCAGUAGAAUGAACAGGAUAUCAUAUCUAACCCUUCAGCUACAUCUUUGAGUUAAUGAUGCUAUCUUAGUUGCCCAUUGUCUUAACUGAAUUAUAUAAGCAAAUACUGAAACAGCUAGCUUACCUCUUAUCCAAUGUACUUUGUAUUUUUCUGCAGUGGUUUUAAUCAUGGCCUAAUACUGCAAAACAAAAAUAAAUAUUUCACGAUGUUGUUGUGA